CGCUUCAGCCGGCAAGAAGUUGGAAAACAUAACAAAGAAUCAGCCAGUUGCCCGCACGACGCCACUCCAAGCACACGCGUACCACAACAUAACAUCUGAAGCCAUUACAGAAACUUUCUAAAUUAAAGUGAGAAAAUCGAUAAGGGAAAUUCAGUAUUAAAUCGUAUCCAAGAUGUUUUCGACGAGGAAGAGCGUUGAGAGAAUCGUGCAGGCGUACAAGAAUGAGAUCCGGCGACAGAUCAGCAAGACCACCAGUGUGACCAACUCCGACGCCAUGGCCCCGCGGCUUGACCAGGCCAUGCAGGACGAGGCAAUACCCAAGAAGCUCCUCAACUUGCAGAAAUACCACAGAUUCCUGUCGACCCUGAACUCCCAGCAGCUGCCGCUGGCGGCGCAGGGGCUGGCGGUGUCCAAGGACCAGUCCCGGGAGUUCAUGGCGGUGUUCCCGGACAUCGUGAGGGACCUCACGGAGACCGGCAAGCACUACGAUGUGCCGGAAGCCAGCAAGUGGUUGGCGAAGCUCUUACAAUACAACGUGCCGAAUGGGAAGAAGAACCGUGGUCUGGCCACCGUCCUGGCUUACAAGAUGCUGGAGAAGAAGGAGAACCUGACCCCCGAGAACAUCCACCUGGCCAACAUCAUGGGCUGGUGUAUUGAAAUGUUCCACACACACCAGUUGCUGCUGAACGACAUAAUGGAGGGCCGCGAGAUGCGCCGCGGAGCCCCGUGCUGGUACACCCGCGCCGACGUGGGGCUGGGAGGCAUCAACGACGCCAUCCUGGUGCAGGCCGCCAUGCAUUCCACGCUGAAGCGGAACUUCAGCGACAAGCCGUACUACAAGAAUGUGCUUGAGAUGUUCAAUGAGAUGCUCCUCAAAUCCUCUAUCGGCCACUAUCUGGAGAAGUCUCUUGCACGUACAGAGCGGCCAGACCUGACUCAGUUCACCAUGGACAAGUACGUGGCCAUCAGCAAGUACCGCACCGCGUACUACACCUUCCAAAUGCCGGUGAGCCUGGCGCUGCUCAUGUCCGGCGUCGACGACCCCGAGACCCACAGACAAGCGAAGACCAUCCUGCUAGAGAUGGGACAGUUCUUCCAGAUUCAGGAUGAUUUCCUGAACUGCUUCGGUGACCCAUCCGCCACCGGCAAGGAAGGCACCGACAUCCAGGAUGGAAAGUGCACCUGGUUGGCUGUCGUAGCGAUGCAGCGAGCCAACGCAGCCCAGAAGCAAGUCCUGCUGGACCACUACGGCAGUGCCAAGCCAGAGGACGUAGCUGUCAUCAAGAGCCUCUACGAAGAACUGCAGCUCCCGCACACAUACUCAGUGUACGAAGAAGCCACGUACGACCUCCUCAGAACACAAAUUCAGCAGGUCACGAGGGGACUUCCACACGACUUUUUAUCAGCACAACCGAAUAUUACAUUGGCAACAAAUGUAUCAAUUGAAUCUCCAUCUAAGAAAGAGAAAGACCUGUUUGUGGACAUGUUGCCCACCGUUGUAGACUCGGUGGUGUACAGCCAGAAGUUCACACAGGUGCCAGAAGUGGCCAGUUGGGUCAAAAAGGUGUUAGAAUACAAUUUACACGGAGGGAAACUGAACAGAGGCUUAUCAACAGUUUUCGCGUACAAAAUGUUGGAGAAGCCUGAGAAUAUCACUGAGGACUCUCUACAGCAAGCUCGCAUCAUGGGGUGGUGUGUGGAACUGUUCCAGGCGUACCUCCUGGUUCUAGACGACAUAAUGGACGGGUCGUCGACGCGGCGCGGCGUGCCCUGCUGGUACCGGCGCCCGGACGUGGGGCUCGGCGCCAUCAACGACUCCAUCUUCAUACAGAGCAGCCUGUACCAGUUGCUGAAGACCUUCUUUACGGGGAAGCCGUAUUACACUGAUGUCAUGAAUUUGUUUAAUGAGAGUCUAAUGAACACAUCAAUAGGACAACACCUAGACUUCAUAAUGGCGCAUCGGAACAAGAACGACUAUACGUUGUUCACCAUGGAAAGAUACAACGCGAUAGUCAAGUAUAAGACAGCAUACUAUUCCUAUAAACUGCCCGUAUCUCUAGGACUAUACUUAACUAACAACGCCGAUUAUAAUGCGCAUAAGCAGACCGAAGAGAUCUGUUUAGAGAUAGGAAGAUUCUUUCAAAUACAGGACGACUACAUAGACUGCUACAGUGACGAAUCCGUGUCAGGCAAAGCCGGCACCGACAUACAAGAGGGCAAGUGCUCGUGGCUCGCUGUAAGCGCACUACAGCGCUGCAACUCUGCGCAAAGAGUCGUCUUCGAAACGUGCUACGGUUCGAAAGAACCCGCCCAUGUAGAGAGAAUCAAACAACUGUAUAACCAGCUAGAGUUACCCAAAGUGUAUAAAGAGGAGGAACAAGCGACGUAUGAUACGAUCAUGUCUAAGAUAAGCUCUCUGCCCGGAUCUCUGUCUCCGCCGUUGUUCACCAAACUGAUCGACAUGAUACAUAAUAGAAAAGUUUAAAUAGUAUGGUAAAAUCUUUUGUAUUUUUGUGUAUAAAGGUGGGACUACAUUUGUAUCAGAUCUCCGUAUCAUAGCGUCGUCUCGGCGCGUAUCAUGGUCAUUAGUUUGACGUAUGAUUUCAGGCAGGAUAAUAAUAUUCGAGACUAUAAUACGGAAGAGUUAUUCAAAUGUGUUCAUGGCCUUAGUGGAUAUGUUGGUACAGUCAGCUCAAUAAACAUUUACUAUGGAUGGUCGUGUGUGAGAAAUGUCCCCUAUACACUUUUGUACCUUGUCAAACUUAACAAACCGACACGACACUCUGAAUUUAGUUUGGCGAAGUAUAAUAAUGUGUAUGCAUAUUAGAAGAGUCUACUGUAACACAAAAA
Plutella xylostella (diamondback moth) is the source of this 2850-nucleotide messenger RNA. It is a transcript of the gene Fps, whose product is annotated as farnesyl pyrophosphate syntase. The record is from RefSeq and is a predicted model, not a curated record. Gene Ontology annotation, molecular function: (2E,6E)-farnesyl diphosphate synthase activity; dimethylallyltranstransferase activity. Gene Ontology annotation, cellular component: cytoplasm. Gene Ontology annotation, biological process: trans, trans-farnesyl diphosphate biosynthetic process. NCBI's taxonomy places the organism in Eukaryota, Metazoa, Arthropoda, Insecta, Lepidoptera, Plutellidae.